ACCAUAGGUAAAUAUUUGGCGUUGAGAUUAAUAUAAACAAUAAGGACGAUAUGAAGUUAGCAAAUUUAGUAAUAUUACUAUUUAUAUAUAUUGCAUUUGCAUGUGCAAAUAAUGAUAACAAAUUCAGAGUGAAAAUAGGCAUUAAGAAGCGAAUUGAAAAUUGUACUGUAAAAGCGAAAAACCGAGAUACGGUGCAUGUGCACUAUCGAGGUACUUUAGAGGAUGGGAAAGAAUUCGAUUCUAGUCUUAAUCGCACACCAUUUAUUUUUACAUUGGGUACACAUCAGGUCAUAAGAGGAUGGGAUCAAGGUAUACUUGGUAUGUGUGUAGGAGAAAAACGCCGAUUGGUUAUACCACCCGAAUUGGGUUAUGGUAAAAGUGGUUCUGGUGACCGUAUACCACCAAACGCUGUUUUAAUUUUUGAAGUAGAACUAAUGAAAAUUGAAGGCAAAGAUGAACUUUAAAUGGCUACUUUACAUUUCAUGGAUAAUAAUAAUUAAACCAUUCAUUUAAAAUUUUUAUAUUAAUAUAUAUGUAAUAAAAAUAUGCAGUAAAUGUGAAGUAUUAUCA
Molecule: messenger RNA, 570 nt
Organism: Teleopsis dalmanni
Lineage: Eukaryota; Metazoa; Arthropoda; Insecta; Diptera; Diopsidae
Product: peptidyl-prolyl cis-trans isomerase FKBP2
Exons: 2
Coding region: 51-464 (137 amino acids)
Biological process (GO): protein peptidyl-prolyl isomerization
Molecular function (GO): peptidyl-prolyl cis-trans isomerase activity
Source: RefSeq, a predicted model, not a curated record